AUGUCCAACACAAACGAGCAAGUCAUGCAGGAGGCAGAGUUUGACUUCUGGGACUUUGUCCACUGCUCCAUAUGCCAACUACCGUUCACAUCAAGCGAUCGCGGACCACCCGUUCCAUUUUGGAUCACAGAAUGUGGUCAUGUUCUAUGCAACAAUCAUCUCAAGCCAGAUCAGAGCUGUGCGCGAUGUAACGCCCAAAACAUCCAGCUGGUUCCCCUACACCGAGAUCUGGAGCCUCCGAUGUCAGAUUGGUUUAGACCUCUCCCUUAUUCACUAGAUUCGAUAGCAAGUGCUGUAAAAUUUCAACAAGACACAUUCGCUGGUCUCAUUCGCUACUACCGGCAAGCUUGUUUCCAGCUAAGCCAGACGUGCGAACGUAUUCGAGCGGAGAGAAAGGCUCUUAGAAAGUCGGUAGACUCACAGUUCAUAACACCGCUUAUCCUCACUGGGAACAGAGAAGUAGACAGUUUACAGCGAGAGGUGGAGCACCUACGCCAGCGCACUUCUGGCUUGGACCCCGCUCAUGCUCAGGAACCCUCAUCUUUCUCCAACGCGAAUGGCAAGCGUCCGAUGGGUGAUGUCCAUGAUUUUAAGGCAAGCUCCAGCCCUAGAUCUAUCGUCACCCCAAUCGGACCAAAUCGAAUUACACUACCGCCCGGGGAGCAACCAAAUUUCACCCGUCAAGAUCAGGGACGAAUUUCCAGCCAGAGCCGUCAACCGGAACGACCUGGCACAAGUCGGUUUGUAGAACAAUAUGCGUACAAUGGUGAACAGGGACCACGCGUGCAAGCCCCUCAGCUCUCUCACGAACAAUCAGCACCUACCCGGCACCUGCGAUUGGCGUCCGGGGAUCAAGGUCAUCAUUCCAUGCCACCUCCACCCCCUCCAGUACCCGGGCCUCGAGGUCGCUUCAGACCUGCAAUGAGCCAGACGGAUACAAGAACCACAAUGGCGUCGAACCCCCAGACAGCUGGACCUCAAACAACACAACAUCGACCUCAGCAACGCUCAUUCGCGGUUCCGCAAACUCCUCAUCGCGCUAGCGGCACACACUUCACUGGCCAGACAUCCGAUCAAAUGCGCUCACUCCAAUCCAACCGUUUCAUCCAACCAUCUUCACACGGACAUUCGAACUCUGGUGCAGGUGCAGUGACUGUGACAUCCUCGAACGUCCCGGGAACCUCGUCUGGAAGACAUAGGAUGCCAUUCAUUUCAGGGAGUACCAGUGGAUUUGGAUGAGCUUGACUUUAUCAUACAAUCCUCUUGAUCGAAUAUGCAAUGAACGCAGUAUCCACUUGCAAU
Molecule: messenger RNA, 1302 nt
Organism: Suillus plorans
Lineage: Eukaryota; Fungi; Basidiomycota; Agaricomycetes; Boletales; Suillaceae
Exons: 6
Coding region: 1-1239 (412 amino acids)
Source: RefSeq, a predicted model, not a curated record